Molecule: messenger RNA, 1041 nt
Organism: Yamadazyma jaroonii
Lineage: Eukaryota; Fungi; Ascomycota; Pichiomycetes; Serinales; Debaryomycetaceae
Source: the annotation of a GenBank genome assembly
AUGAAACCAGUAAAGAAGAUCAAUGAUGGUGGUGAUUUGAACGCUUUCAAACGUUCAUUGGCUUUUAAGUAUAUUCAUGCCACUAUUUCUGUGGUGGUUGAAGCUUCUAAAGCUAUAGAUUUACCUCCAAAAACAUUGAAUGAUACAUUAAUAACGAAAUCUAAUACAUCAUCAACUACAAACUUACCACCAAAAUUACAACAACCCAUAGAUGUAUCACCUAAUGGUCAAUUGGUGAUUGAUGUAAUUCAAGAUUUAUGGAAUCUCAUUGAUGCUACUCCUCCUGUGGAAGGUCCUAGAAGAUUUGGUAACUAUGCUUACAAGACGUGGUAUUCUAAUAUUGAUUUAUCGAAAUUAUCUCGUCUAUCGAAUGAUCCAGAAAUCCUAGAAGAACUUCAAUAUUAUCUUUCAGCUUCCUUUGGGUCUCCUAUAAGGCUUGACUAUGGAACGGGGCAUGAAUUAUCUUUCAUUGCAUUUAUAGGUAUUUUACUAAGAUUGAACAAACUCCCUCAAAAUCAAGAACUACUCGUCAUUUUUGCUAAAUACUUCGACCUAGUAAGGAGAUUGAUUAUCGACUAUUCAUUAGAACCUGCUGGAUCACACGGAGUUUGGGGUCUUGAUGAUCAUUUCCAUUUCAUUUAUAUUUUGGGUGCGGCUCAAUUUAAUGAUUCUACAUUUUAUCCUCCAAUCUCGUCUUGCUUACAACAAGGUGUUAUUGAUGAAUACAAGAUGAAGAAUUUGUAUAUCAACGGCUUAGCUUUCAUCAGAAGAAUCAAAACUGGGCCUUUUAACGAACACAGUCCUAUACUUUAUGAUAUCCAUAAAUCGGUUUCAUUAUGGAAGAAAGUACUUUCAGGACUUUUGAAAAUGUAUGACGUAGAAGUUUUAGGGAAAUUUCCCGUUGUACAACAUUUCUAUUUCGGGAAAUGUUAUCCUUGGACGGAUAUGAAUGGGAAUGAAUUACCUCUGUCACCACAAUUUAUAGAUGGGGCACCACCAAGUAUUGGAACAGCUGCUCCAUGGGCACAAUCAAAGAGAUAA